AUGGUCCAAUUCACCAAGAUAGUCAGCGCUCUGGCCUUGACCAUUGCUGCCGUCCACGCUGCUCCUGACCUCUCUCAGCGCCAGGCCCUCCCCGAUCCCGCCGGUGAGAAGAACAUCGGCAACGGAGCUGGUGGCCAGUUCAUUGGAGGCCAGUGUAACGGCGCCGCCGACUGUGCCUCUGGCUGCUGUGCUACCCUCCCUAGGGGAGGUGAGACCAUUGGUGUGUGCUCCGGUGUAGGUGCUCAGACUCAGGCCGGCAAGCAAGGCUGCGGUUUCGAGGGUGGCAAUGCCGGCGGUAACGGCGGUGGUAACAACGGCGGCGGUAAUGGUGGUGGUAACAAUGGUGGCAACAACAACAACAACAACAACCAGGGCGGUGGUAAUGCCGGUGCAGUUGGUGGCACCGUCAUGCCCAGCACCCUCGUCCCCGACCCGGCCGGUGCUGGCAACGUCGGCAACGGUGCCGGCCGCCAGUUCAUCACCGGCGAGUGCACCAGCGACGCUGACUGCGCCUCCGGCUGCUGCGCUCUGGUCAACGACGGUGUCCGUCCCGCCUUUGGCAGCUGCUCUGGUGUGGGUGCCAACACUCAGAAUGGCAAGCAGGGCUGCGGCUUCCCCCAAGGCGGUGGCCAGCUCUAA
Molecule: messenger RNA, 639 nt
Organism: Podospora anserina S mat+
Lineage: Eukaryota; Fungi; Ascomycota; Sordariomycetes; Sordariales; Podosporaceae
Exons: 2
Coding region: 1-639 (212 amino acids)
Source: RefSeq, a predicted model, not a curated record